AUGCAGCUCCACACCUCCACACACUGCAAGGCUUCCAGCUUCAUCCUCAAUGAAAGAGCAUGCGUCUUGUCUUCCAAAAUGGACAUCUACCGUGAACAGAGUAUCUGUCAGGCGCGGGCCGCUGUCAUGGUGUAUGACGAUGCCAAUAAGAAAUGGGUUCCAGCCGGCGGCUCCACGGGCUUCAGCAGAGUGCACAUAUACCACCACACGGGCAACAACGCCUUCCGGGUGGUGGGACGCAAAAUACAGGACCAUCAGGUGGUAAUAAACUGUGCCAUUCCCAAAGGGCUCAAGUACAACCAGGCCACACAGACCUUCCACCAGUGGCGCGAUGCCAGGCAGGUCUACGGACUCAACUUUGGCAGCAAAGAGGAUGCCAACGUAUUCGCCAGUGCCAUGAUGCAUGCCCUGGAGGUGCUCAACUCUCAGGACACAGGUGCAGGCCCCACGUUGCCAAGACAGAGCCCCCAGAGCCCCCAGACCCAGGUUCAGAAUGGACCAUCGCCAGAGGACCUGGAGAUGCAGAGAAGGCAGCUGCUGGAGCUGCAGCGGCUGAAGGAGGUGGAGCGGGAGCGACUGGAGAGGGAACGGCUGGAGCGUGAGAUGCAGGAGAGGGAGCGUGAACGUGAACGCCAGGACCGGGAGCGCCAGGAGCGAGAGCGGGAUCGCUCCGAGAGAGAGCGCUCUGAGAGGGAGCGCACUGAACGGGAUCGCCUGGAGCGCGAGCGUCAGGAGAAGGAGAGAGAGCAGCUGGAGAGAGAGAAGGCGGAGAGAGAGAGGGAGCUGAUGGAGAGAGAGAAGCAGGAGAGGGAGAGGAUGGAGAGAGAGAAGGCGGAGAGGGAGAGGGAGCUGAUGGAGAGAGAGAAGCAGGAGAGGGAGAGGAUGGAGAGAGAGACGCGGCAGGAGCAGCAGUUGGACAGCGAGCAGUUGGACUGGGAGAGAGGGAGACACAUCUCCAACGCCACAUUUGAAAGUACCCUCUACACCCCUCCGCCUCCAGAGUACUCCUCCAAGACCUCCUCUACGUCUGUGUCUCCCACCACCCCCAACUACCCUCCACCCACCCCAUCACCCUCCUCUGCAACACCCCCCACCCCGCCUCUACGACACUCUGCCUCCCGAUUCGCCACUUCACUCGGCUCCGCCUUCCAUCCGGUCCUGCCCCACUACGCCACAGUCCCCAGGCGACAGCCUGUCCCUCCCACGCCCCCUGCCCCAGCCCCAGCAACCCCCUCCAAGUCAGUGGUGUGGUCAGCAACCAACUUCAGCCCCCUGCCUCCCUCGCCCCUCAUGAUCAGUAGCCCGCCGGGCAAGGCCACUGGCCCACGCCCCGUCAUCGCCAUCCCGGCCCCCAGCCCCUUGUCACAGAAACACCCCUCUCCCUCCCCCAACGGGCCCCCAUGUUCCCCGCUCCUUCACCUGUCACCAUCGGCAAGCAGCAACCCCACCCCGCCUCCUCCGACCCCACCUCCCCCUCCACCGCUGCCCCCUCUCUCCCUGUCCCUGUCGUCGUCCUGCCAGCAGUCGCCUGUCGUCUCCCACAUCGCUCCCCUUGUGUCCUCUCCCUCAUCCCAGCCUGCUAUUGUCCCUUCUCCUUCCACAGCUCCCCCUGCAUCUGCUGACCUCUCUGUAAACCUCUCUGUGCUGGGAGACUCCUGCUCCGUGGCUCCAGAGGCCUCUCAGCCUGCAGACCCUCUGGCCCAGCAGGACGCAGCGUUGACUCUUGUGCUACCCACCCCUCCUCCCCCCCCCCCCCUCCGUUCCACUGUGACCCCCACGGCCGUUGCCCCACCAGGCCCUCCUCCCCCUCCCCUGCCCCCCACACUCACUCCUACCAGCGGCGGGCCUCCUUCCCCACCUGAACCGCCACCUCUCCCCGGUGGCCAGGCCCACCCUCCCCCUCCCCCAGCCCCUCCCCUGCCACCUGGUCUCUUCUCCCCGUCCGAGGACCGCCCCCUGUCCGGGCUGGCUGCUGCCCUCGCUGGAGCAAAGCUGCGUAAAGUGCCAAGGAGUGAUAGUGGUGGUGAUGCCGCAGCUGCUCUGGCUGUAGCUAUGGCUGGGGGUUUGGCUGGCUCUGCAGGGGCCAAACCUGGAGGGAACGGCCCUCUGGGUGGAGCACCUGGAGGAGGGGGGCUGAUGGAGGAGAUGAGCGCCCUGCUGGCCAGGAGGAGAAGAAUUGCAGAGAAGGGAUCAUCCCCUGAGCCAGAGCAGCGAGCUGAUGAGAGCGGAGAGGGCAACACAACUCCCAAAGUGUCAGCCUGUAGUACACCUGACAUGCCCAGAAAACCUUGGGAGAGGACUAACACUAUGAAUGGUAGCAAAUCCCCGGUCAUUGGAAGACCGAAGUCCACAACCACACCGACUGGAUCCCUAAGUGCCAACGGGGUGCCAACAGAAGGUCUCGACUACGACAGAUUGAAACAGGACAUUCUGGACGAGAUGAGGAAGGAGUUGUCGAAGCUGAAAGAGGAACUUAUUGAUGCCAUCAGGGAGGAGCUGGGAAAGUCGAACACGGCAUAGAAGGAUCUCACCUGCCUGUGCAUUACAUCCAUUACCGGACAUCUGCGACAGGUCAACUUCAGAUAGGACAAUCUUAUAAAGAACCGAAAAAGGAAAACAAAAAAAGUCUAAAAGGGUAGCGACGAUAACAAUAAUAACCGUAUUAAUACAGAAGACAGUGUUUUGUCGGCAGAACAGCGUCACACACAGCUGGGGACGAGGGAGAGCGGGAGGCCGAGGGAGAGCGGGAGGCGUGUAGCAUGGGAAGCACUGCUGGCAUCCAUCUUGUGAAGCCUGGCCGUUCCUGCCAUUUUCCCGCAGCCUCACCUGGAGGACAGGACACAGUCUUAAAAGAGGAGUGACUGUCAUUAUGCAAAGAUUUCUCCCUUUGUCGAUAACACAAGAAAACAAGGAAAAUCAACAAAUAAAAAACUAACUAAUAUUGAACUGUAUACUGUACUAACCAUUGAAGUGUGAGAAAUCAAACAGACAGCAUUUACACUAAGAAUUGGAACAGUUAGCGUGCAAUUGUGAUUUCAUAGUGAAAAGACACAUUUAGUGGGUGAGUGUGAAGUUUGGAGGCAGGAGGAUAAGGGAAGUAGGACUCAGUUCCCCAUAGGGCCAUAGGAGGGAGCCUCUGGGUGUGAAUGAAGGACUGACUGAUGGACUUGGUAUAGUCUACUGCUGCAGGACUCUGUAAAGCUAGUCUUCCUCAAAUACUAUUUUAACCUGAAUAUGUACAAAUGAAGAAAAAACGAUAUCUAGAAGUCUUUCAAUCAUGUCUGUUUUAAUGUAAACUAUGGCCAUAUCAAGUAGCUUAAUCAACUCUUUACAUGAUGGUCUGUCUCUUGGUCUGUUUGGCUUAGUAUCCGAAUAUCAUGAUCUUCUUUUUUCUAUAACGAGCUACUGUUCUGCAUUUCUGUGUGUUGCAGGCUGAUGAGACAGUCACAAAGGGUAUGCCUUUCGAAAUGUAGCUCUUUACCAAACAACCUCUGUCAAUUAGUGAUGGUUAAUAAUGCUAAAAUCACCAUGACCAGAUCUGGAGAUGGAGCUAUUUGAAAUCUCUGUACUGUUAUUAUGAGCUGAACUUUUUUCUCUCUCUCCCUCGCAAUUUCUGGAUGAUUUUUGGUGCAUGUAAGGUUUUGUACGGUGAGGGUCGUGAGGCUGCCACGAAAUUGAACUAUUGUCCAUUGGUUUAUAAGCAAUAUGUGUAGCAUCUGGGUUGAAUUUCCCCCACAUUAUUCCUUUUAAAUGUUUGUGUUCUUUUAACUCCAUUCUGAACACCUGUUAAGGAUGUGACUGUGUGACAGUAUCUCCUCCUUUCCACUAUAUCCACCUCCUCCAUAGAUUCUAACUGUGUGAAACAGAUGGGUUGAGAAGAGAU
Oncorhynchus gorbuscha (pink salmon) is the source of this 3883-nucleotide messenger RNA. RefSeq names its product protein enabled homolog. Gene Ontology annotation, molecular function: profilin binding; SH3 domain binding. NCBI's taxonomy places the organism in Eukaryota, Metazoa, Chordata, Actinopteri, Salmoniformes, Salmonidae. The record is from RefSeq and is a predicted model, not a curated record. Gene Ontology annotation, biological process: actin polymerization-dependent cell motility; actin polymerization or depolymerization; axon guidance.